AGGCCUCGCGAUGAAACAAUUCGUUAGUGAAAGCAAAAGAACUAUCGGGAGAGUCAAGAGCACUAUAAUCAGGCAGGGAACAUUAUUGGGCCGUAACUUCCGAGUUCCCAGCGUCUGAUUUGGGGGAACUUGAAAGUUGAACCAUGGCAGACAUCAGUUCAUCUCCAUUGAAGCACUUUGUACAGGCUAAAAAGAAGAUUAACUCAAUCUUUGAUCAGCUGUUGGAAUAUGUCAAUGAAGGGGCAAGCUUUAUUAAAGAAUCCCAUCAAAAUGAAGGAUUGGAGAAAAUAGCAACCCAGCAGCAGUUGGCAGAAAUAGAAAUGUUUGCAACUAAAGUGGCUGGAAUCAGUGAGGUGCUGGCACGUAGACACAUGAAAGUGGCCUUUUUUGGGAGAACAAGUAAUGGGAAGAGUACUGUAAUCAAUGCUAUGCUAUGGGACAAGGUACUGCCCAGUGGCAUUGGACACACAACCAACUGCUUCCUCAGCGUUGAAGGAACAGAUGGGGACAAAGCCUAUUUGAUGACUGAGGACUCUGAUGAAAAGAAGAAUGUGAAAACAGUGAACCAACUGGCACAUGCUCUGCAUCAGAAUGAAUACUUAGAUGCGGGUUGUCUAGUCCGUGUUUUUUGGCCAAAAUCGAAAUGUGCUCUUCUUCGAGAUGACUUGGUGUUAAUGGACAGCCCUGGCACUGAUGUCACCACAGAGCUGGAUAGUUGGAUUGACAAGUUUUGUCUGGAUGCUGAUGUGUUUGUGUUGGUAGCAAAUUCAGAAUCAACACUUAUGCAAACUGAGAAACAAUUUUUUCAUAAGGUUAAUGAGCGACUUUCCAAACCUAAUAUUUUUAUCCUGAAUAAUCGUUGGGAUGCUUCUGCUUCUGAGCCAGAAUACAUGGAUGAAGUACGUCAACAACAUACUGACCGCUGUGUUAGUUUCCUUGUGGAUGAGCUUGGAGUAGUAGAUUAUGCACAGGCUGAGAAUCGCAUAUUUUUUGUUUCUGCUAAGGAGGCUGUUAAUGCCAGAAUUCACAAAGCACAAGGAAUGCCAGAAGGUGGUGGCGCACUAGCAGAUGGAUUCCAGGCUAGGCUUUUUGAAUUUCAGAAUUUUGAGCGGCAAUUUGAGGAGUGUAUCUCGCAGUCAGCAGUGAAAACAAAAUUUGAACAACACACUGUCAGAGCUAAACAGAUCAUAGACACUGUGAAAAAAAUCAUGGACUCCAUCAAUGUGGUUGCAGCAGAAAAAAGAGUCUUUUCCUUGGAAGAACGAGAGGAUAAUCUAGAUCGGUUGGAGUUUGUGCGAAGUCAGCUAACCUUGCUAACAGAGGACUGCAAGAAAAACAUUAAACUGGUAACGGAAGAAGUAGAAGCCAAGGUUUCUGCUGCAAUGACUGAUGAAAUCUGCCGCCUUUCUACGCUGGUUGAUGAAUUUCAUGGAGACUUCCAUUCUUCUCCUCCAGUCUUAAAGUUUUAUAAAAACAAUCUACAUAAGCACAUUGAAGAAGGACUAGGGAGGAACUUGGCUGAACGUUGUUCCAGUGCAGUCCAUGCCUCAUUGCAGACAGCGCAACAUCAAAUGAUAGGGAAUCUCAAGCCUUUGCUUCCAUUAAAUGUUCAGAAUCAGGUCAAUGCGCUGCUACCAUACCAUAAGUUUGACCUCAGCUAUGACCUGAAUUGUGAUAAGAUAUGUGCAGAUUUCCAAGAAAAUGUUGAAUUCCAUUUCUCACUUGGUUGGACUUCACUGGUCAAUCGUUUUCUGGGACCCAAAAAUGCCCGAAGGGCUCUACUGGGACUUGGAGACCCAACUUUUCAGAUUCCUCGACCUAUACUGACAACACCAACUAUGACAAAUGUACCUGCACUUGAUCAAGAAAACAUGGCACAAGAAGAACUGAUGAUCUCCCUAGUUACUGGAUUAGCUUCUCUGACAUCACGGACUUCAAUGGGUGUUGUCAUUAUUGGAGGAGUGAUUUUCAGAGCUGUGGGCUGGAGAAUUAUAGCUAUUGCACUAAGCCUCUACAGUAUAUUGUACAUGUAUGAACGUUUAACAUGGACAACAAAGGCAAAGGAAAGAGCUUUCAAACGCCAGUUUGUGGACUAUGCUACAGAGAAAUUGCAGAUGGUUGUUAGUUUUACAAGUGCAAAUUGUAGCCAUCAGGUUCAUCAGGAAAUGACCAGUACCUUUGCACGACUAUGCCAGCAGGUAGAUGUUACUGAGAAAAACUUAGAAGAAGCAGUCUCCAGCCUUAACAAAAAGAUCGAACUCCUAGAGUCCACACAAAACCGAUCAAAGCGGUUAAGAAACAAAGCAACGUGGCUGGAAAAUGAACUGGACAUAUUUACAAAGCAGUACUUGCAGACGAACCAGUGAAAACCUGCUAACCUUUUUUAGAACCUACAUUUGUCCCAUAACCUUUCUGAUGGGAAUUGACACCAAUGCUGCCAUAGUGCUGUGUAAAAAAAAAAUACAAACUUCCAGUCUCUUUUAUAUACAAUAAUGGUUUUCAGGGAUCCCUUUUCUCAACCCUUCAGAAAUCUAACCAGGUAUGCAUAAAGAUGCAUAGCAUUCAUCUAAAUUCAAGUAGGAUCACUUGAAAACUAGUCAUUGCUGAGUGGAGUUAUCUGUAUCUUGAUGGAUGUAUUUUGAGAUGUUGAAAACUUUAAUAUUCAGCAUCAUAAUUUAGCAGAGCAUGCAAAUAUUGCUGUUAGAAAUAAUGAAGAGUAUGUCAUUGAUGAGCAUUGUUUGAGAUCAAAUUGUGAAUCUGACAAUUAUUUCAUUGGUUAGGAAGUGCAUUCCUUACCACCUUGGGUCUUUUAAGAAAGAAAAUUAGAAAUAUCAAUAAUUUAUUCAGUAUCAGAUAAAAUGGAAAUUUUCUGUUCAUUAACUAGACACAAAAUUAAUGUGUCGGUGAGCUGUAUGGACAUCGACCAUUGUGGAUGUAUUACCUAGUCAAAAUGCAGUAAGCCUUUAGUCACAAAAAAUCUAAGCUAUGUGAAUCCUUAAAUGAAAUUCCCGCUUAUGCAUAUUUACAUGUAAUUACUUUAUCAUGAUUUUACUGAUCAGCUCUUUCCCCUCUACAUAAAUUAGUAGUCAUAUUGAUAGGAUUCACUUCCAUUAAACUGUGUCCCUAUAGAAAAUGUUAACACACAUAAAUUGAUGUUGCUGAAAAAAGUAACAUGUUGCCAAAGCUUUUUGUCUUGCACUCAUCGGGACAAAUGCAAAAAUGCUAAAUUUCAAAUGAUCACAUCAUUUUUUACUAGAGGAAAAAAGACCAUUGGUUGGCAAGUUGACUCUGAUUGGCCAAGGUGUUACCAUGGAGAAAGGGGGAAACUAAAAGCUUCCCAAACUCUCAGGUAAUUCAAAAAAGACACAAGGCUUGAACAUAUUUCUUUUAUUUGCAGAGAAUGGGUCCCUGCAUAUGAAUGUAUGUCACUUCUAGCAAGCGUAAAUGAGCCACAUUGAGCAAUUAUCUUAAAUUGGUUGUUAUUGUAGCGAUUAAAGUACUCAGGACUGUUCAUCAAGUGCUGCCCAAUCACGGAAUUAUAUUGAACAGUUGACAUUUUGUUUGGGUUUUGCAAGCAUGGGCUGGUUGAGUUCAUUUUGUACUCUGCCUAGCCAACGGAACAUGCUGGCAUAGUACAGACUAUGCUCAACCAGCCUGCUUUCAAAACCCAAAACAGAGUGUUUACUGUUCCAUGUCAUUCCGCGAUUGGGCAGUAUUGAGUGCGCUAAUAGCUAUACUGACAACCAAUUUAAGAUAAUCAGUCAAGCUCAAAAUGUGGCUCAUUUAUGCUUGCUAGAAGCAACAUGCAUUCAUAUGCAGCGACCUGUUCUUUGCAAACGUAAGAAAUACGCUCAAACCAUAUGCAUUUUUUUGAACUAUCUUUGAAUUUGGAGAGAUCUAUAGUUCCCUCUUGCUGCUCCAUGGCAAUGCCUUGGCCAAUCAGCAUCCCAUUUUUUCCUGUAGUGUAAUUUGUUGCGAUCAUUUGAAAUUUGGCAUUCUUGUUUAUCCUGAUGAGUGCAAGAUGUAAAGCUUCAGCAAUGUGUCUUUCAUUUCAGGAAUAAAUUCAUGUACAAGCCUAAAGCAAGCAAAGGUUGUGCGAAUCGGGCUUCAGCUAAUUAAUCAUGUAACUAAUGACUGGAUAUAAUUGCAGAAGUCAAAGUCAUAGAGGAAGCAAAGCAGUAAGGAGUAAAAUUGGCUAUUGUGUGAGGGGUUCCCAAGGGUGCUGCAACUGUCUUGUCCUAAUUUUUAAGUACACUAAUACAAUUUGUAUGUGAGAUCAAAAGAAAAUUUAAUUAUCAAGCUACACUGGAAGCAGUUGCUAUGUAUUUGCAAACUACAUUCAGUAAUACUACCUCAGGCCUGAAGUAUUACUUGCAUCAAGAGCCCUCCAUUGAAACUUCAGAAGAUAUUCAGCUAGCCUAAAACUGGACUUGACAACAGACCUGUGGCUGUUAUCAUAACCUAAAUUUCAUAUCAGGCUUUAUCACUCGAUUGCAAGUUAGGUUCCGUCAUUAUUAGAUUAGCGAAAGCAACAUUUUGAUGUGACUUUUUAAGUAAUUUAGUGAUGUCCUUUAAAAGUUCAAUUCCUAAUGACUUUUUUUUAUUAGCAUCACCAUCAGAAUGAAUGUGAAUAAUACAGUACCGGCAGACUAGUUGCUUUAGAAUUGAUGUGUGCAAAGAUUCAGACCAGUUUACUGGACAUACCAAAGAAUAAAAUUAAAGAUAAUAACUGCACUGAGUUAUAGGUUCCAACUAUUUAAAUUUAGGAUAAUGGUUAACUUUGUGUUGUAUGGCUAGUUAAAUUGUCAUAAUUUUAUCUAGCACACAUCUUAAGUUUAUUUUCAAAAGACCUGUUUGCAUCUAUGAAGAAAGUCACUAAAUCAAUUCCAUGAGAUGUUCUAAUCAGCAAAUAUCCCUGACCAAACUAAACUGAUCUGUGCCAGUAAUUUCCAUGGGUGUUACUCCAUCAGAAACCAUAUUAAUGGCUUGUUAUAUGAUUGCAUAACCACCUGCUACAUUGUGAAAAUUCUGAUUUAUGAACUGUAAAUCCUAAAGCUUCCAUCUUUAUUUACACAAUAUAUCUCACCCUUGAAAAAUGGCUUACCAAUAUUUGAGUUUCAAAUUGAUUUUCAUUAAAUGGGAGGGGGGUUGGAUGAUACUUUGUGUUUGUAUAUAGCUGAUUUUUGGUGUUCAAUGACUUUUUGUAACUUUAUGGAGGUUUCUCCAAAUUUCUUGUAUAUGUUCCCCUUUAAUAGAUUCAUCAGAUGUGAAAGACAAACCAAGUUUACAUUCUUUGAGUAUGUAUACUUGUAGCUGCUGUGCAAUUUGGUAAUAAAUUAUUUGAGU
Carcharodon carcharias (great white shark) is the source of this 5346-nucleotide messenger RNA. RefSeq names its product mitofusin-1-like. The coding region runs from base 144 to 2366 and encodes 740 amino acids. Gene Ontology annotation, cellular component: mitochondrial outer membrane. The transcript has 18 exons. Gene Ontology annotation, molecular function: GTPase activity; GTP binding. Gene Ontology annotation, biological process: mitochondrial fusion; mitochondrion localization. The record is from RefSeq and is a predicted model, not a curated record. NCBI's taxonomy places the organism in Eukaryota, Metazoa, Chordata, Chondrichthyes, Lamniformes, Lamnidae.